Molecule: messenger RNA, 1521 nt
Organism: Drosophila rhopaloa
Lineage: Eukaryota; Metazoa; Arthropoda; Insecta; Diptera; Drosophilidae
Product: isovaleryl-CoA dehydrogenase, mitochondrial
Exons: 3
Coding region: 66-1328 (420 amino acids)
Biological process (GO): L-leucine catabolic process
Cellular component (GO): mitochondrion
Molecular function (GO): 3-methylbutanoyl-CoA dehydrogenase activity; flavin adenine dinucleotide binding
Source: RefSeq, a predicted model, not a curated record
UGUGAGUGACAACAGCUGAUCAGAGUUAGAUAAUAGCAUAUUGUCCCCCAAAAACGAACAUCAACAUGGCUCUGAAGUUUGUGGCCAAGUCAUGCAGGUCCUUGCUGCAACGUGGCGAUCGCCCUUUAUCCUGGACCCGGACACUCUCCCAUUAUCCCGUGAACGAUGCCAUGUUUGGUCUUGACGAAGAUCAGCAAAAGUUGCGGGAAGUUGCAUUCAACUUCUUCCAGAAGGAACUGGCUCCUCUGGCCAAGGAGAUAGAUAAACUGGAUAACUUCAAGGACAUGCGGCCUUUCUGGAAGAAACUGGGCGAUCUUGGUUUUCUGGGCAUCACAGCAGAGCCAGACUUUGGAGGCACUGGGGGCAGCUAUCUAGAUCACUGCAUCAUCAUGGAGGAGUUCUCGCGUGCGGCUGGUGGCGUGGCCCUGUCGUACGGAGCCCACUCCAAUCUGUGCAUCAAUCAGCUAACUAAGAACGGCACUCUCGAGCAGAAGGAGAAGUAUCUGCCCAAAUUGUGCAGUGGUGAGCACAUCGGAGGCCUGGCCAUGUCCGAACCAGGAGCAGGAUCUGAUGUAGUAUCCAUGAAGCUGCGUGCCGAGCGCAAAGGAGACUACUAUGUCCUGAACGGAUCAAAGUUCUGGAUCACAAACGGAUCCGAUGCGGAUACUCUGGUGGUCUAUGCCAAGACAGGGAAAAAUGGAGUUCCUGACAAGCAUGGUAUAACCGCUUUUAUAGUGGAAACUGCCUGGGAAGGAUUUAGUGUGGCCCAAAAAUUGGACAAGCUGGGCAUGCGAGGCAGCAGUACCUGUGAGCUGGUAUUCCAGGAUCUAAAGGUGCCGGUCAAAAAUGUUUUGGGCCAGGAGAACAAGGGCGUCUAUGUGCUAAUGUCCGGAUUGGACUUUGAACGCCUAGUGCUGGCCGCCGGUCCAGUGGGUCUAAUGCAGGCUGCCUGCGACGUGGCCUUCGACUAUGCUCACCAGCGCAAGCAGAUGAGCAAGUUGAUUGGAGAGUUCCAGCUGAUCCAAGGCAAAAUGGCUGAUAUGUACAGCACACUGAGUGCCUGCAGAAGCUAUCUCUACACGGUUGCGAAAUCCAGCGAUGCUGGCAAUCGUAGUCCAAAGGAUUGCGCUGGCGUUAUCCUCUACACUGCCGAGAAAGCCACCCAAGUGGCCCUGGAUGCCAUUCAGAUCCUCGGUGGCAACGGCUACAUCAACGAAAAUCCAACAGGCCGUAUCUUGCGAGAUGCCAAGCUAUACGAGAUUGGCGCGGGAACCUCUGAGAUCAGGCGUUGGCUCAUUGGUCGCCAGCUGAACCAGGAGUACAAGUAGAAGAAGGAUUCUCUCUUUUUCCAAUCUUAUCCAGAAACGCAUUUAUGGUACGACAACAGUGGCUAUUAUAUGGAUCAACUCUACUACCUGACAGACUAAAUGUUGCAUUUAUUUUUUUAAGACGAUUUAUAAAAUCAAUACUUUUAUCAAUGUUUAUAUAUGCCUUAAUAAAAGAAGAAAGAACUUAUAGCAA